Molecule: messenger RNA, 2469 nt
Organism: Blastomyces gilchristii SLH14081
Lineage: Eukaryota; Fungi; Ascomycota; Eurotiomycetes; Onygenales; Ajellomycetaceae
Product: INSIG domain-containing protein
Exons: 2
Coding region: 529-1827 (432 amino acids)
Biological process (GO): sterol biosynthetic process
Cellular component (GO): endoplasmic reticulum
Source: RefSeq, a predicted model, not a curated record
ACAACUCUCAAACCUGUCCGGGGGGUGAAGCUGCUGACUAAGCUCCUCAUUAUUAGCAUGUGACACUCCUUUCACCAUCAACAUCAACAUCAUCAACAUCAACAACAACAAAUACUCAUUCUUAUGUUCUGUAUAAGAUAUACAAUAUAUCUGCUGCAGGACUGACUACCUGCGCGUAUCACUGAGCCCUUUUGCUGGCUCUUCUUUUGCUUUGUCUGCUUUACUCGGAAUCAUUUCUCCCAAAGUGCUACGUCCAGACAGCUAAAUAACUAACUUAUCGAACUAGUUCUCCGUCGUACAAUCCCCGCUAGCCAAAAAAAAGUUAUUUUAUCUGUCCUGUGCGACUUCGUUCCCCUGUGCGAGAAACCUCCUCCAUGUCUGCCAGAGCCAUACAAUAAUACAACCAACCAACUAAAUGUCCGGAAUAUAACUCCUAAACCCCUAAAUCCCUACCCUCUGCUCCAACCAUUCAACACCAACAAAACCAACAAAAACCAACAUCUAAAGGCGAACAGCAAAUCUCCCGACAUGGACCACCACGAACCCCCAAUCCUCCGCCCGCGUGCCCGGAAACCCUUUGAGCUCGCCGCCUCCUCCCCCUCCACCGAACCCUCUGAACCAUCUACCCCGAUCUUAGAAGAAUCAGCUCCCAACCAAAACGCUCUCGAUCCCUCCUCCAAAGACUCCCUCGCCGCCCACCGCACCCGCUCGAUCCUCAACCUCACCUCCUCCACCCUCCUCGGAAUCUACUCACCCACUACCCUCGAUAGUCCCCGCGAUGAGCUCUCCUCCUGGGACGCCGUCGCCAGCGGUGCCCAAACACCCACCUCAAUCUCGAACAACGCGCGCUUCCCCCUUUCUACCACUUCCACUACUACUACUACUACUACUACCGCCGCGACCGCCGCCACCAGAAAACCAACAAACGGUUCCACGCUAAUCUCAAACCCCCCUUCUUCCAUACACCCCAGACACAUACGCACACCACGUCUCCUCCACCGCCGCCGCACCCUGCGCACCUUCUAUCUCCCUCUCCUCCUCCGCAGCGCUCUACUCUUCAUCUUUGGCGUCGCUUACGGCAUCAUCAUCACCCACCUACAUGACAACCCGCGCGUGACGCCCAUCAAGAUCGAGAACAUCGAUCUCAUCAGGCGCGGGUCGUGGGUGUAUAUGGUGUUCUGGGGUGGGGCGGGCGUGGCGCUGGGAGGACUGUUGCCGUGGUUUGAUGUUGUUUGGGAGGAGUUUGUCGGAGGAGAUGGCGAGGGGGAGGAGGACGGUGCAGGGGUAGGAGAGAAGAUGGAUGGGGGUGGCGGGAAUGUAGAGGUUAGCAAUAGGGAUUUGACCGGGAGUGGAAGUGGAAGUGGGGAUGGGAAGGUAAAUGUGAAAGUGAACGGGGGGCAACAAUUGAAGAGUUCCCAGUCCAUAGCAGCCGAUUGGAAUCAGGUUGUCAGGAGCAUCGGUGCGUUUGUGGGCAUUGCAUUUGCGAUUCGCAAACUUCCCUGGCAAUCCACCCUCCAAGUCUCCCUAACCCUCGCGCUCGUCAACCCGUUCCUCUGGUACCUCAUCGACCGCUCAAAGCCAGGCUUCAUGCUCUCCACCGCCGUCGGUCUGCUGGGCAUGGUCACGUGGCUGGGCGUGAACCCGGACGUCGUGCCGGCGCCAACUGCGAAUGUUGGAGAAGCUAACGCUAUUGCUGGUUCAGGCGGAAUGCUCCUUGCGUCGCAGGAGAGUAUUGCGGUGGGGACGUGGAUUGCCAGCGUGUUGUUUUGUAGCUGCGUUUGUUUUGGGAAUAUUGGGAGGCGGUUGGCAGUGGGUGGGGGAAGGUGAAUUUUGGGAGGUGCAGAUAGAUAUUGCUGUGUUUUUAAUGGUGUAAGGAAGGGGAUAAGGGGGCUGAAUUGCUUUUUGUUUCUCUUACUUCUUUUGCCUCUUUAAUUCUCUGGCUCUUUUUUUUUUCUAAAUUCUCUUAAUUAUCGGGUUAUGCGAUGCAAUGAGGUUUGUGUAUACUAUAUAUAUACGGGUUUCUGCUGCAUUCGGGAAUAAAAGGGGAGGCUGUGAUGCGCAUUUGAUGAGCUAUGGGGAAGAUGGCCGGGAGAAAAGGACGCUUAUUUACAUCUCAACUAUGUUAAUGGCAGUGGAGUGGGGAGCUUUUUCAUUUUUCUCUCGGGGAGGUUGUAUCUAAGAAACAUGUAGAUGCAUGUGUUUAGGGUUCGAUUCUCUGGGCAUGUAUUCUUUACUGUCUGCUUGAAUGAUUGAGAUAUGUAUUAUUAUUAUGCUAACCCUCCUUGAUCAACAUCUUCCCCAUCCUCCAUCGAUUCGAAACGUGUCCAUAGCGACAUAAGCUAUUGUAUUUCCAAUGGCGAAGCCCAAUUCUUAAACCUCUUGCUUCCAUCCACUCCAUCUCUGUACAUAUAUAUAUAUGCAGAGGCCCCAUCCAGCCAACGAGCAAAUAUGUAGACGAGUAGAUUAACC